AUGCUUGUCUUCGUCACCGUGGGCUCGACACGCUUUGACGCGCUCGUCCAGGCUGUAUUGUCGGAUCGCGUCCUUGCUGCUCUCAGUCAAGCUGGAUGCACUGCUGUCGUUGUUCAAUGUGGAAAUUCGCACUUUGCCCACACUCAUUCGAUCCAGAACGGAGAAACCCUUAACACCCAGCAACAAAAUGUCACUAUUGAAAUGUACAAAUUCAAGCCGUCGUUAGAUUCAGAUUAUGAACGAGCAGAUAUGGUCAUCAGCCAUGCAGGCUCUGGAACGAUUCUCGAUGUUCUUCGGCUGGGCAAGCCUCUCAUCGUCGUUCCCAAUCCGACCCUGCUCGACAACCACCAAGAGGAGCUGGCGACGGCCUUGGAAGAGCUGGGCCAUUUGAGAUCUUCAACCGUACCAGGCCUUGCCCGCACUAUUGAAGAAUUCGAUAGAGCAGCCAUCGUCGAGUUUCCACCUCUCGAUCCAAGCAGAUUUCGCCGCCUGCUGGACGAAGAGAUGGGGUUCUGA
This is a messenger RNA of Guyanagaster necrorhizus, 516 nucleotides long. RefSeq lists its product as uncharacterized. NCBI's taxonomy places the organism in Eukaryota, Fungi, Basidiomycota, Agaricomycetes, Agaricales, Physalacriaceae. The transcript has 3 exons. Bases 1 to 516 code for a protein of 171 amino acids. Gene Ontology annotation, biological process: dolichol-linked oligosaccharide biosynthetic process. Gene Ontology annotation, molecular function: hexosyltransferase activity. The record is from RefSeq and is a predicted model, not a curated record.